Messenger RNA from Cavenderia fasciculata, 813 nucleotides. RefSeq lists its product as uncharacterized. Bases 1 to 813 code for a protein of 270 amino acids. NCBI's taxonomy places the organism in Eukaryota, Evosea, Eumycetozoa, Acytosteliales, Cavenderiaceae. The record is from RefSeq and is a predicted model, not a curated record. The transcript is spliced from 7 exons.
AUGCUAUUCUACUACUAUCUACAUUCAAUAACACAGUUGCUUAGACCCCGUCGCCAUCAUCAUCAUCAUCAUCAUCAUCAUCAUCAUCAUCAUCAUCAUCAUCAUCAUCAUCAUCAUCAUCAACAACAACAACAACAACAACAACAACAACAACAACAACAAUACAACAAUACAACAAUCAUUUCAACAACAUGGUCUUCAUAUCAGCAACAUUACACCUAUUUCAGAUUCAUCGAGAUAUAUCUUGAUGGACUGGUCGUUGCAGUCGUCGUUGCAGUGGUUGAUGCAGAUGUUGAUCCAGUGGUCGAUGUUGGAUUUCAAACAAGUUACAAUUUGCAAAUAGCUAUUCUACUACUAUCUACAUUCAAUAACACAGUUGCUAGACCCUGUCUCCAACUUGAAUUGACAACAACAAUACCAUCAUCAUCAUCAUCAUCAUCAUCAACAACAACAACAAAAACAAUACAAAAUCAUUUCAACAACAUUAGCUUCAUAUCAGCAACAUUACACCCUAUUUCAGAUUCAUCAAGACUACAGUCACAUUCAAGAGGUAGCUAUCUUGACAUCGCUUCUACUCCAACAUCGACCACUGGAUCAACAUCUGCAUCAACCACUGCAACGACGACUGCAACGACCAGUCCAUCAAGAUAUACUUUUGGAUCCGCUUCGGCAUCAACAAAUACUACUACGACUAGUUCUCCAUCAACAACUGGACCAUACAGAGAAUUCGACCAAACAACAACCACAAAGAAUUGGAUCAUCAACAAUACAAAUAAUCAAUUCGACCAUACAAAGAGCCAAUUGGACAGUUGA